Messenger RNA from Harmonia axyridis, 4637 nucleotides. Its product is annotated as lateral signaling target protein 2 homolog. Gene Ontology annotation, cellular component: early endosome membrane. The transcript has 5 exons. The record is from RefSeq and is a predicted model, not a curated record. Gene Ontology annotation, molecular function: metal ion binding. The coding region runs from base 353 to 2608 and encodes 751 amino acids. NCBI's taxonomy places the organism in Eukaryota, Metazoa, Arthropoda, Insecta, Coleoptera, Coccinellidae.
GGCUGUCACUUUUCAAGCGAUAUCCAUAUAUCCAUUCAUUCUAUCAAAUUAUAUUUUUCGUGACUCAUUUUAUCUCAUUUCCGAGUUUUCCUUUGGUGUAGUGCUUUUUUUGAACGUCAAUCUACUUUUCUCGGACAUCAUUAUCUUUCACGGUAACGGUAAUUGUUCCCAAACAAUGACCGAUUCUUUAACGACGUGGUUCUCGAAGUGUUCCAUUUAUUGUUCGUGUGGGGAAAUACACAAGAUGGUUUCAUUCGGUAGGAACCAGUGAAAUAUGCACGUAAUUGGUUGUGAUUCGAGACUAGAGAUUCAUUUUUUCGAGAAGUAAUGUUUCCCGAUUGACAGUGGAAUUAUGGAAUCAAUAAGAAAAUGGUUUUACAGACCUAAGAAGGAUGACACGUCCCUCUUGGCCCAGUUUUUCUACGCCGACGAGGCCUUGAACAUAAUCGCCAACGAACUGGACAGCUUCGACGGUCGCAAGGACCCUGAGCGAUGCACCACGUUGGUGAACCAGCUGAGGCAGUCGCAGGACAAGGUGCUCACCAUCACCAACGCCAUUAUGGACGAACUAAUCGGUGAACAGAGGGCGGACAGGGACUUCAGGGUCAAAUUCCCGGAGGACGUCUUGCAGGAGAACCUGGCAGGGCAGCUUUGGUUCGGAGCUGAGUGCCUUGCAGCCGGCUCCUCGAUCAUGAACAGGGAGCUGGCCAGCAUCCUGAUGCGCCCGCUGGCGAAGGCCGUCACCAAGAGCCUGGAGCACGUGCGCAACCUUCUACGGCAGGCUUGCCUGCGCAACAACACUCCCAACGGCCCUUUGAGGCUGGACCAGAACGACCUCAUCACCGAGAUGCUGACCGAGAGCCUGAAGAUCUUCGACAAGUUCUUCGCCGACUUCGAGCUAGCCUACGUCAGCGCCAUGGUGCCGGUCAAGUCGACGUACGAGUACGAGCUGCAGGAGCUGAUCAGCGUGCUGUUCUCGGAGACGCUCCAGAGGGCGCUGAGGACCAAGCUGCUAUCGCAGGAUAUGGUGGAUUCUUGCGACCCGGCCCUCAUGUUCACCAUACCCAGGCUGGCCAUCGUACAGGGGUUACUGUCGCCCCACGACCAACCCCUCCACCUGGACAGGCCACCGGAGCAGAUGAGCGACAUGUUCCGGCCUUUCAGGGUCCUUCUGCGCCGCAUCAGAGAACUGAUGUGGACGCUGGACAAGAAGGAGCUGCACCUCCUCGAACGCCUGCUCUGCGACAACGAAGACCUCGAUCUGAGCGACGUCCGAUCCGUCACCGACAUGACCUUCGACGACGACCCCUGCGUCUACCUGGACCGUUCCGCCAGACUGCUCCGCGACUCCUACCUGGACCUGGGGGAGUCCGACCGGACGAUAGACAUACCCUCGACCUCCCAGACCCUCACCGACACCUCGCCCAUCCAGCACCAGUCGCCGCCCAACGAGGACUCGCUGAAGACGAUCUCCGAGGCUGCGGCAACCCUCUCGUCCAUCCUCACCAAGGAGGAGAGCGGAGGCGAGAGAGAGGACAGCGACGAGCGGGAGGUCGACUCGCCCAACGACUCGGGCAUAUCGACGGAGACGGCCAGUCUGGAGAGGUCGCCCACUCUGGAGGGCGGAGACGGGAAGAAGUGCUGCAAGUCGGCGACGACGUGCAGGUGUCGCAGAAGGUCUCAGGCUGCCGGGAGGAGGGCCAAGAGGGCGGGGCCGCUGAAGACGUCGACGGAGGUCCAGGACGUGGGGGACUCUUCGAGCGAGGAGAGUUCGGGAGGGUCCUCCAGCGGGGCGUACGGGGACACGGAAGACGUCGCCACGGCCAUUAGGGAGGCUAAGACGAGGGUCAGGGCGAAGUACAGAUCGAGCGAGGACCUGGUGCACCGCCUCUUCGUCUGCGUGGCCGGCGUCGCCGACCAGCUGCAGACCAACUUCGCCAGCGACCUCAGGAACAUCCUCAAGGCCGUAUUCCUCAUCAACACCACCUCCGACACUCAGGAUCUCCAGUCGUCGACGACGACGACCACCACCAUACCAUCGUGCCUUGAAACGUCCACCACCUCCUCGUCCAUCGAGUACCACCCUCCAGCCUCUGACGUGGUGGAGACGAACGAGUUCAGCGUCGACCCCAACAUACUCGCCCAGGAGGCUCUCUUCGACACCAACGUCUACUUCCACCUGGGGGACGCCGGUGUCGGCGCCGAAGGCAGCUUCACCAACCGUCCGAGACGCCACCAGCAGGAGGAGACCGAGGACGGCGUCGGCGUGGACGCCGACGUCUCCGCCAUAGAGGAGGGUCUGUUCAGGAUCACGUUGCGCGACGACUAUGGAGUGGACAACGAGGGCGGGGCUUCUGGUGUAGUUUUGAACCCGCCCAUCUGGGUUCCGGACGUGGAGGCGCCACGUUGCAUGAGCUGCGGGGCGAACUUCACGGUGGUGAAGAGGCGGCAUCACUGCAGGAACUGCGGGAAGGUUUUCUGCGGCAGGUGCUCGAGCAACAACGUGCCCCUGCCCAAGUACGGUCUGAACAAGCCGGUCAGGGUGUGCAACAAGUGUUUUAUCUACAAUCUGACAACGCCGGUAGGUUUGAUGCUGGACGACGCGUAGAGAUUGUUGGUAUCGGACAGAAGGAAAAACUGAUAGAUGUGGCAACGUGGUUCGUUAAUGCCCAAGUUAUACCUUCGAAACGAUCGUGGUCAUAACCUAACCUAAAAUUCGAAAUUCUAUGGUUCGAUACAAGAGCACAGACAAAGAGAAAGGACCAGAACAACCGACAGAAGUAUUUUGUAAUGUUGCGAAGGUGAGAUAGUGACCAGACUUGGAUGAACUGAAUGUUUUCGGGAGUCCAAAAUUCAUCAAUGCAGUAGUUGAAAUAACCCGAUAGUGGCUUAACUUUUACCAUCGAUAUCCGAAAGUUUUAUUAUUAAGAGAAAAGUUGCGGUAGACUAACUGCUUUUCUGUAUGAGAAGUUUACGUUUCUUAUUCGAUGGCAACUUUUACCCUCCUCCUUCUUGAGAAUUAUACGACGAUGAACAGGAUUUUUACAUUCUUAAAGGAUAGCCGGUUUCUUAGGUGUCCUAUAAAUUCUAGACGAUACCACAAAAUACUCCAAAUGUUGUAAGCUUUUCAUAUACCGAACAUAUUCGUGCUAAUCGAAUUUUUGUCUCAAAAACUAUCACGAAACGUCAUAAGUUGAAAACAGCUAACCUAAUUUAACCUCAAAUUUUCAAAUUGACAUUUUGUAUGUCAUUUGUGAAUUUGUUAUGAAAGAUCUUCAACAAAACAAGUGGAAGAAUGCCUUGCGAUUGUUAUUAAGACAAAAAAGCGAUUAGGAUGGAAAACUUGUGUCUUAUCCAUUCAGUAGACUGAAAUGCAUAAGUACACGAAAAUAUUGUUGUAAUUUUUCUGCUAAAUACGUUUUACAACAUUGAAACAGGUUGACCCUGUAUAAUAUUACCCAAUUGUGGCUUAACUUUUUAUGGAUCCACUGAAAAUUUUGUAGUUUUAUUAUUCGUCAUAUCCAGGCCAAAUCUAAAGCGGAGAUUUUUGUUUAAGACUAAAUUUUGUUAUUGAGUGGUCUGCCUUUUUUUAGCUUUGGAUGUUUUUUUUAAUGAAAAAGGUAGUUUGAGUAUAUUCGAUUGAUUUUCAAAUUUAUUUGACGAAAUAUUCUAUUUUGUAGUACUUUGGGAUGACUAUAAUAAAAUUUUACUGAUUGACUCGAAACAAAGCAAUUAAAAUCUGAUUUUAUUCAAGAAAAACAGAUAUUCAUAAUGAUUCCUCUCAAAAAAAAGAAACACUUGAUGAGUCGCAUAAAAAUAAGAAAAAACACUUGAUUCAUGUUAACAGAAAUUUGAGUUGCGUCAGAAUAUGAUCCAAAAUCUGCUCGAAAAAAGUGUUCAUUCUGAAUUUCUGUGUAGUUCAACAAAUAAAGAAAGAACAAUUCUUGAAUUUGACUCGUUUAAGAUUGAAAUACUGAACUUCAAAUUCAUUCUUUUUACACCAUUAAAGUUUUCUGUUAAGAAAUUAUAAAUCUUUUUAAUAUUGAUGCAAGACUUAUUCUCUAUCACUUUCCAGAGUUUCACACACUUUAUAGUCUAUGUAUAUUUAGCAAAUAUCUUUUCCUAUAUUCAGUCUAACCAAGACCGUUCGAUGAUUGUGUUCAGAUAUGUAAAUAACGUGUGUGAAGUGUAAAUACGUAAUCGACAUUAAAGGUUUUAUUUUUUUAAUGCCUAUUAAGAAGACAGAUGUUUAGUCUGACAAAGUGUGAUUUCGGUGUUCUCAAAAUGUUUCCAUUGACCUCCUGAUUUCUGAUCGUACGGUAACUAAUGUUGAAAAUUAUUUUUUGAAAUAUUGUACCGGAGUCUUGGAAUUUUUACAAGAGUCUGUUUAUGGACCUCGAGCUGGAUGCUGGGAGUUUCAAGGCUCCGAAAGACUAGUAUGGAUAUUUUAGCUUUGGCUGAAAAUUAUACCUAGGGUAUGGUUAUUUGUAAUAUUUUUGCAGUAAGUACAACGAGUGACUGUUUUGUCACUUUGUGUACUGAAAUACUUUGUGAUAAACUUGUACAUUUAUUUUAAUCGGUUUUGGGAUUAGCCAUAUCUCUUAUCUUGUAACUAAUAAAAUCUAUUUUCAAUUCAA